Messenger RNA from Exophiala spinifera, 3522 nucleotides. RefSeq lists its product as uncharacterized. Bases 1 to 3522 code for a protein of 1173 amino acids. Gene Ontology annotation, molecular function: protein binding. Lineage: Eukaryota; Fungi; Ascomycota; Eurotiomycetes; Chaetothyriales; Herpotrichiellaceae. The record is from RefSeq and is a predicted model, not a curated record. Gene Ontology annotation, cellular component: membrane. The transcript is spliced from 3 exons.
AUGAGUGUCCCUGGGCAUCAGGGCAGGCCGGAGGGUGAAAUGUUCCUCAAUCGCCCCUCCGGUAGAGACUCGCCCACCAUUGUGGAACCGCUGCGCAUCAAUAAGAGGACCGCUAGUGCAUCCUCAAGUGUGUCGUCGGUUGCAGGCAAGCAAAGCCCUGUGCCCCAGCAACCCCCUCAAUCCACGACAGUUUACCCUAUGCCAUCGUUGCCCUACCCUGACGAACGACCGAGGCAGCAGGCUCAGUCCUCACGUAUCAAUGGCAACCCGGUAUCGACUCCAUAUCCUUACCCUGAUGUGAGAAGAGUGACAUCUCCAGAGCAGGCGGGCUCAAGACAGCCUGGUCAGAGAAGGCCAUCAGGAGGUGGACAGACAUUAGCCGAGCGUCGGGGGACGAUGCCCAAGCCUUUGCCCGAGUCUCCUGGUCCAGAUGCACCGGACAAAGAGGGUUUGUUCCAGCGUCAACCACAACGUGGAGACGGCCCUGCUACUGCACCGCUGCCUGGCUCGCAAAGUCAGAGCAGCCAACAAUACUGGCCUCCUCCCUCUGCAUCCUCGGCGGCCGAUGCAUUGAGCCGACUGAAGAUCAGGGAUCCGGGCUCAAUCAAUCGCAUCAGUUCGACUGCCUCAACGUCGACAACGAGAGCUCAGCGCGGAUCCCCUCCUCCGCCAGAGACACCUAUUUCGGGGCCAGCCGCACGCCCACAGACCGACAUCGAGGCUCGAUAUGCGGCAUCUGGCAUUGCUGGCGCUGCCACUCUCAACAGUCUGCAAGCACAAAGUCUUGCUGCACAGCAGAGAGCUGCUCAAUAUGGUGCGCCUGCUCAACAACAAAAUGACCAGCCUAGACGGCCUUGGACACCAACAGAGGCACCCGGUAGUAGUCCGCACCCGCCGCCUACAGUGUAUCAAGGCAUGGGUAUCGCACAGUCGUCUCCGCCAACUGCUUCGGCAGCUCCGGUGGUUCAGCAGCCUACAGUCUCUUCUCCAGGCCGCAAUCCGUAUCCUGUAGAGAAUGAGAUAUCGAGGCUCCAGCCUCAUGAGGAGCCUCCACCAGCUUAUUCUCAGGUUUCCGGUCCGAAUGGUCGCCGGCCGCCUGAAAAGCACCGACAAAGCAUGGUUGGAGCAGGAGCACCAGCCACGGGUACUCCAGCUCCUGUACCAAUCGCGCAAACGAACACCGUGCCGGGUGCGCAAGUGCCGAACCAGCAGGGCCAUCCUGCAUUUGCCAAUGACCCUAGACAACACAAUCAGAGUCCUGCUUCUGCUGCCGCCGUCAAUGGUCAAGCCCAACAGACCCAGCAGCAUGCGCAGCAAAUGCCUGCGCAAAUUCCCCCAGCAUCUCCUCCACCGCUUCCCGAGGGGUGGAUUGCGCAUCUUGACGCAAAUUCUGGACAGUAUUACUAUAUUCACCUCCCCACACAGGCCACGCAAUGGGAGUUUCCAAAAGGCCCAACACCACUGAACCUGCACGAGACUCCUCUAUCGCCCGUAGGCAGUGUUUACCAAAAUCCCCUCUCUUCCCCGGGUCUUUCCUUUAGCCAAAAGCCGCUGGCCUCGCCUGGUUUACCGCUAACACCAGGCUACGACCAGCAGAGCGUGAUGAACUUGUCGAACCCAGCAGCAUUCACAGGUCCCCCUCCCACCAGCGGCAUUGACAUAUACAAAGUCGUGGCCACAAAUGGCGUCUACUUUGGCCCGUAUCUACGUUAUACGAACAUGGACAUAGACCGGGGGAUAUGGUACGGCUCGAUACUGCUUGUGACUGACGCUCCACAACCACCAACGAUCCACAUCCACCAAAGCAUUGAUCUGUCACCGAAUCCACGACAGCUUAAGGCCGCCAAUAUUUCACAGCACCAGCGAUGGACAUUCUACAAGUACGAGAUUGAUCUUCAGAUGGAAGAAUCCGGACCUGCAAAGUGGACGUAUGCAAUCACCUCCCACCUUGGCUGUACUCGUUAUGAGUUCUUAGUCGCUGGAAAACACGAGACGAAUUGGCGUUUCAUCGCAACCUCGGGCAACGACUUUACUCUUAACGUCAGCGCUAACGAGCGUGCGCGACUCGGUGGUGUCGGCUUUAUGUGGAAGGAUAUUAUGCAGAAGCAUGCCGAGUGCGGUGGCUUCCACUGCCAACUCGGGCUAGGAAGUCAGAUAUAUGCUGACCGGAUGUGGAAAGAGAUUGCAUCGCUGAAACAAUGGCUAGCGACAAGCGGCAAGGAGAAUAGGAAGAAUGCAGUCUGGACCGCAGCACAUGAAGAGGACGUGACACAUGCAUAUUUCCACUAUUACACCAGUCACUUCGACCAACCUUACCUACGAGAAGCUUUUGCCCAAAUACCCCACGUCCUCACACUUGAUGAUCAUGAUAUAUUUGACGGAUUUGGAUCUUAUCCUGAAUAUAUGCAGUUUAGCAAUAUGUUCAAGAAUAUUGGGCGGAUAGGUAUCGAAAUGUACCUGCUGUUUCAGCACCACACUACUCUCGAAAUUCUGCGCAAUGUAUCCGACGAUCACGACUUAUUCACCGUCACCGGCACUGGCUGGCAUUUUGUGAAGUUCCUCGGACCAGCAGUCGCUGUGGUGGGUCCAGACACCAGAAGCGAACGUAAUCCUCACCAAGUCAUGGCUGGACCAACGUACCAAGGUCUAUUUCCCAAGAUCGCGCUACUCCCCCAAACGAUACAGCAUUGUAUACUAAUGAUCCCGGUGCCACUGAUCUAUCCUCGACUAGACGCAGCAGAGCAAAUCGCCCAUACGAUGGCUACCGGGAAGAAGGCCGUGACCGGGGCAUACAACGUCCUUGGUAAAGUCACAAGUUCUGUAGCGGGUGUCGUCGGUGCGAAAGGUGCAGUCGGUUCAGGUUUUGAUUCUGUCAAGCGUGCUGUUGGCAAAUCCGGACUUAUGGGUGGUAUCCUGAAUCCUUUCGGCGAUAUCGACGUACUCGACGAACUCAAGGACCAGUGGACGCACGAGUCGAAGGAUCUUGAGCGCACUUAUUUCAUUCGCACUCUCCAAGGCAUCUCUCACCAGCGUUCCAUCCGUAUGACGUUUAUCUCGGGCGCCGUCAACACGUGUGGUGCUGGUCUGGUUCACGAUCCAUCGCAUCCAUCUGACCACAAGACGAUGUACCAGCUGAUUUCAUCGUCAGUCGUCAACACACCACCCCCUAGCUACGUCAUGAAACUCCUGAACAACAACAAGCCAUUGUACAUUCCUCCGAACGGUCAACGGUCGACGCCUUCGCAACCAACCGACACGAAGGAGGACAUGAUGGAGAUCUUCACACAUGACGUGACGGGCCAAGGCAUGAAUAAUCGCAAACUCAUGGCUCGCAGGAACUACGUCGCCAUCGUCGUGUACGAUCCGGAAAUUGUCAAUGGCACUUUCGGUAGUACGGGAAUGCACCGGGGUGGUGGCAGGUUGAGUCUCGCCACGGACUUCCUCGUACAGGGGGAGGGCGCAUACGGAAAUGUGGUCAAGUACGGACCGGUGGUGGUGCCCAGUCUCGAGUUUGGCCGAUAG